AUGGUGGUGUUUGUCGACUACGAACGGGAUUCGUACGAUGACGUACAGCACCGUCACCCAGGAAGCAUCCUACACCCUUACACCGAUAUGGGAAGCCUGCCAGGUGUGAAGCCACACGACGAGGGAUUAAUAUAUAAUGGUCACGAUAUAAUCAAUGGGACCGACAAAGACGAGAAGCUCCCCGAUUCUCGAGAUGAUCCGAACUUGAACGCUUUCAGCCGCUGUUUAGCGUGUUAUCCUGUAGUCAGAGAACUAGCACGUUACCUAGAUCUCAACACCCUGGACGCUCUUUCCAGGACAUGUCGGCAAAUCAGAGCCAAUUUGAUUCCCUACAGUCGUCAACUCGUUAAACGAACUUUACGCUGUGAGACACAAUACAACGUAAUACUGAAUGAGCUUCUAAGGGAAGGAGUCUCGUUAUCGGAAGGCGUAAAACUUGCCAACCGAUCGAUCAAUGAUGACGCUCCCAAGAAUGGCAGACUGCGAUGGGGGAUAUCCGGAUUGUGUGCUCGUGACAUGGUUGGAGAGUGCCAAAGGUGCUCCAAAGUAGUAUGUCGGAACUGCACGGUCAAACCGCCGAGAGCUACUAUGGCCAGGAACCGUCUACGUCGGCUUUGCAAAACUUGCUGUGCGGCACCAAUCGUUUACCACCUCUUUCCAGGAGACAAGGUGCCGAGCACGCAACUUACUUCGUUGCAGCAAAGCACACAGGCAUUUACCUUUUCAGCCUUUGCGCGAACUCCUUGUCGGUGCCAGGAUACGUUAUGGUUAUGUGAAAGUUGUGGCUUUACCUUGAGCAAGAAUGACUCGACGUAUCGACGAGUAUGGACCUGGCGUACGCGAUAUGGUACGUAUCUUGGGACUGGUCUGGGAACAGGUAUUGGAGAAGGUUUUCAAGGCGUGAAGUGCGGCAAAGGAGAGAAUUGUCUUGCCGCUUCAGCAAUUGAACUGGAAGUGGAUUGUGAGGUAGACGAGUCGGCAAUUACCAUUCCGCACCUUCACAACUAUGAUUCUGAUGGUCCUUUCAAUGGGCAUGUGGAGUCACCUCCCUUGAUAGAUGGACUUCCUCUAAGCGAACGGAGUGAUGGUCAUCAGCACGAUGAUGAACCUGGCUACUUGCGACAAGAGAUCGUUGGUAUUGGCGGGGUCGUCAAGCGAAAGGUCAAGAAGAGAGUUGUCGUGGGGGCUUGUGUGGAGGAGUAUGAAGAUGAACGCGAGACCGGGAAAUAUCUUCAAAGAGAAGCGGACGGAUUAGAAAGGAGUUGGUGUGGGUGGUGCUGGAGAGUCGUACCCAGCCGCAAAGACUGGGAGAAGGAAGUUGUGCCGAUCUAG
Messenger RNA from Talaromyces marneffei, 1332 nucleotides. RefSeq lists its product as uncharacterized. The record is from RefSeq and is a predicted model, not a curated record. The transcript has 3 exons. Lineage: Eukaryota; Fungi; Ascomycota; Eurotiomycetes; Eurotiales; Trichocomaceae. The coding region runs from base 1 to 1332 and encodes 443 amino acids.